Molecule: messenger RNA, 4365 nt
Organism: Megalops cyprinoides (Indo-Pacific tarpon)
Lineage: Eukaryota; Metazoa; Chordata; Actinopteri; Elopiformes; Megalopidae
Product: ataxin-2-like protein
Exons: 23
Coding region: 533-3799 (1088 amino acids)
Biological process (GO): cytoplasmic stress granule assembly
Cellular component (GO): cytoplasmic stress granule
Molecular function (GO): RNA binding
Source: RefSeq, a predicted model, not a curated record
GAUCGUGAGUGAAGCAAAUCUCGAGACGUGGUGACGGCAGUUUUCACCCCGAAACCCGAAGAUAAUACAUAUUCUCAUUAAUGACAUUAGCUAAUACUAACGGAAUAAAUCGGACCUGAAGGAUAAAACGGGGAGCCAGAUGAAACGGGACAAUAAACAAGAGAGAAACAGAAGGAGCUAGCUAGCAACCGUAUCUGUCGUCCCGCCGACUGAGCUUGCUAGCUAAGAAGACUCGUGGUUUUAUAUUGUGAUUAAUGACUGGGGAUCACGACUUAAAAUUGUGCAAAAGAAGCAUCUUCAUUUUCCCAUCCAGUUGCUUGUUGGGUACAAUUUAUUCCAUCAGCUAGCUUUGUGGUAGCUUGCUAGGUAUCAAGCUCGUUUCUCCAGCAGAGAUACAGGUAGCUAGCUUACUUGUGUCUUUAGCUAGCUAACUGUUAGUACUAGCUAGCAAAGGACUCUGUGGCUCCGUGGUUUGACUCAAUCGACAGGUUAGCUAGCUGUAUAGCUAGCUGUCUUAACUAAAAAUUCGGCCAUGUUGAAGCAGCAACAGUCCGGCUCCAGCGGACGGAAAACCUCUAACGGGACUUCAGGUCCAUCCAGUAUGUCUUCCACGGUUUCUGGAAAUAAUAUGAGCAGCAGAGCAACAACGGGAAGGAGCCGAAAUUCUGUGAAGGCUCCUCCACAGUCCUCGCCAGUGUUUGAAGGAGUGUACAACAAUGCCAGAAUGCUGCACUUUCUUACAGCUGUAGUGGGCUCCACCUGUGACAUCAGGGUCAAGAAUGGAAAUGUGUAUGAGGGCAUCUUCAAGACCCUCAGCUCACGGUGUGAACUGGCAGUGGAUGCGGUGCACCGGCGCUGCGAGGAGGGGGGUAACUCCUCAGCACCUCCCAGGAGAGAGGAGAUCACAGACACCAUGAUCUUCAGCCCCUCUGACCUGGUCACCAUGACGUGCAGAGACGUGGACCUCAACUACGCCACCAGAGACAGUUUCACAGACACGGCGAUCAGCUCUUCUCGGGUAAAUGGGGAACACAAGGAAAAGGUGCUGCAGAGGUGGGAGGGAGGAGACAGCAACGGUGAAAGCUAUGACCUGGAGACAGACACUUCCAAUGGUUGGGAUGCCAACGAAAUGUUCAGGUUCAACGAGGAAAACUAUGGCAUCAAGUCAACAUAUGACUCCAGCCUUUCCAUGUACACGGUGCCUCUGGAGAGGGGAAGCUCGGAGUGCUUCCGGCAGCGGGAGGCACGGGCGGCCCGCCUGGCCAGCGAGAUCGAGUCCAGCCCGCAGUACAGGCACCGCGUGUCCCUGGAGAACGAGGACGGGAAGACGGAGGAGGAGAAGUUCAGCGCCGUGGUGCGGGACAGAGACGGGGGCGAGAGAGAGAGGGGCCGGGAGAGCCCCCGGGAGAGGGAGCGCGAGAGGGGCCGGGACAGCCCCAGCUUUGCCAGCGGCGGGAGCAGGGAGGGAAAAUACAUACCUUUACCUCAGCGAGCCAGAGAGAUGGGGGUGUCAGGAGGCAGCAUGAGAGGAGACCGAGAGAGGGGGGAAAGAGGAGAAAGAGGCAGUGGAGGAGGUAGUACAGCCUCUCUUCCGAACCGAAUGGGGGGUUACCACUCAAGCAGACCGGGCCCUCCAAACUCCUCGCCAAGACCCCCUCUUCCCACGUCCAGCAGCCAGUCAACCCCUUCAUCGGAAAGAAACAGUCCUCUCUCCAACAGGGGAGGGUAUUCUCCUCACCACCCACAGAACAGUCCCAGUCCAGCAAGUGCAUAUACUCCCUCCUCCUCUCUUGCCAACAGCAGCGGGGGGAACUUUGCUGGAAGCACGUCUCGCCCCGCUGAACCUUCCACAGCUGCUCCUGCGCCGCCGGCGUCCUCCCCGACCAGCCCCCCCACCCACAGCCACCCUAUUCCUCACUCCCUCUCACAUCCACACUCGCUCUCUGACACCGCAAGGCCUGUCAAUGGAGUGACGUCCAGAACCUCCCCUAAAUCACAGAGGCCUGUACAGACCAACAGAAACCUGCGCACCCCCAACUCUCACACCACUCCUGCAGUCUCCCGUUCCCCAAAAUCAGGGGUAACAUCCCAGGACCCACCUCUUGCUGCUGCUCCAUACUUGGAUACCACACCUGUGACCAUGGCAACUCAGAAAACACCUGGCCCCGCCCCCCUCUUCCCUGUAGAUGUGAAUGAAAUACUCAGUUCGGCUGCAAAGGAGAGGUCAGCGGAGAGUCCGGUCAGUCCGCAGGAUAGCAAGAACAUCAAAGCGCCAUCAGUUCAGCAACGGUCACAAAUUGAAGAGCUUCGGAAGUUUGGUAAAGAAUUCAGGCUUCAGCCCAGCGGAGGUGGCUCCAGCAGCGCCAGCACAGUUUUGACAGCGCCUGCUGAACCUCCUCAGACGGGUCCCGCGCAAGCCCCUCCAGCAGAACCCAGCACAGCCACUGAGCCCAAACAGAGCCCGGUGCAGAAUCCCUCCCAACCCCCGCCCUCGCCCUCUGAGGAGCAGGGCAGGGAAAAGGAGGCCGAGGGGGCCGUCAGCGGGACUGCAGCGUCUGCUGUCCAGGCAGCGGUUUCAGACAGGCAGUCUCCUGGGACGCCUCAGCCUGCCAGGACCCCGGGCAGCGAAGAUCUCAGAGUAGAAGCUCCAGACAGAGUGGAGGGUGUAACUGAUCAAGUGAAGAAGUCCACUCUGAACCCCAACGCCAAAGAGUUCAACCCCAAUAAGCCGCCUCUGACUCUGUCCAAGCCCACCUCAGCCCCUACGCCGCCACGGCCGACCCCUCCCAGCCCCUCUGUGGUGCUGCAGCCUCCACCAGGACAGGGGCCCAUCUACAACCCCCCCUACCUCUCCUACGUCUCACAGAUACACUCUGUACAGGCCCCUCAGAUGUACCAGUAUACCAUGUCUACAGUGAGCCAGGGAAAAUACCCCAGAGCAAAGGGUUCGGUGGUGGCCCCUCGAUCGGACCACAGCUCCUCUGCUCCCCCCAUGAUCCAGGCGGCUGCGUCGGCGGCGGGCCCUCCCCUGGUGGCCUCCCCCUACCCCCAGUCCUACCUGCAGUACAGCCCCCAGCAGUACAGCCAGCAGGUCAUACAGGCCAUGACGCACUACCCUGGACAGCCCAUGUACUCGAUGCUGCAGGGCGGGGCCCGGAUGUUGGGGUCUGGAGGAGGACACCCCCAGCCACUGGGCCCUCCUGGUGGCCCUCAGUUCCCCGGGCAGGGAGAGGGCCCUCCAGGCCCACAGCAGGGACUUUACGCUGCACAGUCCUUCUCCCACCACUCGGGCUCCAUGCACCCACCCCAGCCUUCCAGCACACCGACGGGAAAUCAGCCGCCCCCUCAGCACGCAGCCCCCAGCCCCAGCCAGUCUGCCCAGUCUGGCCCUCAGCCGCAGUCUCUCUACCACUCUGGGCCCCUCUCUGCACCCACCCCACCUAACAUGCCCCCCGGACACACCUCUCCCCAGGGCUCUUACCCCCUGCAAGGGUACAGUCUUCACGGGCACCAGCCCAUUCCUCACACCUACACCUCUCUGGGGCAGCUGGCGCAGGCUCAUGUGCCGGGGGCUCUGUCCGGCCCGCACCACUCGGGUACCCAUGGGCACCCCCAGGUGAUGCUGCUGCACGCGCCCCCUCCACAGCAGGGACCAGGCUCCGGUCCUCAGCACCCUCAGCACGGUCCUCCCCCCCAGCAGGGCGCCCACCAACAUUACGCCUAUAUCGGACACCCACAGGCAAUGCCAGUGCAGGCUCAUCCCCCCCAGCAGCUCCCCUUCCAUCCUCAAGGGAACUAAGCGCCCAGGAAGGAACACAGACGUGGGUGGAAGUCUACACUGCCCUCUCCUCCCGUUCAGUCAAACUUGGGAAUUGUUUGCAUCUUUCCAGUGUCAGAGGAUGAAACUCGCUGUCUAAAGCCAGCACAGCCGUGUGCUGGAGUGUCGGUUCGGCCUCUCCUCACCCUUCCAACGUGGAACCUUUUUUUUUCCACGAAAACCCUAUUUUUAGCCGAAGAAAAGGGUAAUGGGGGUUGGAACGCGCUCAUCCAUUUAUACAAGAGCUUUUUAGAGACUUGAGAAUGACUGAACCUUCGUUUCUUUUUAACUGUCCAGAGGGAGAACUGGCAAAUGGCAAAUAAACACAUACCCUCACCAAGAGAACUUGGAUACUGAGAGACAGUUUCUUACAGAGACGACAAGUGCCCAACAGAAAGAAAGAGGAAGAGGACAGGGAGGAAUUUUUAACCGAAGAAAAAUGUGCUCUCCCGUUUUUUACUCUUCCCCUUUUCCACUUCCUCUCUCGUGUUGUAGGUGAAUAAAGAAAAAAGUGAAAACGCAAAUAAAAAAUGAAUAAAAUAAAAAAA